AUGGCCUCCUUCCAUGGUAACAUUUUUGCUUCUUCCACUUCUCCAUCUCCCACAAAUAGUUCCCAAGAAUUUGGAAGAACCAGCAGUAGUGCUGUCAAUAUGGCUGAAAUUCAGGUCAAACACAAUGAGAGAUGUGAGGAACUAAGGCGAAUUCUGGGUGAACUUGUUGAUGAACCAUUAGAAUGUAUGAUGCUGAUUGAUGCACUGCAACGCCUCUGCAUCGAUUACCACUUUGAAGAUGAGAUCAAAAUAUUCUUAGACAAACUUUAUUAUGGAAGCAGCUUUAAAUCUACUGAUGAUAAAUCUACUGAUGACAAAGUGGAAUUGCAUGAAAUCGCGCUGCAUUUUCGACUGCUGAGGCAAGCUGGUUAUUUUGUUCUUACAGAUGUUUUUGAGAGCUUCAAGGACAAGGAGGGAGAGUUCAAACAAGAAUUGAGUGAAGACAUAAGAGGACUGAUGAGUUUAUUUGAAGCUUCACACCUUGGAAUGGAAGGUGAAGAUGAAGACACACUACUUGAUCAAGCCAACUACUUCUCUCACAACCACCUUACUGCUGCUAAGAUGAGUACUACUACUACUACUACUCUGGAAUUAGAACCUGGACUUGCCAGAGCUGUGGGUGAUACCUUGAAGCAUCCCUUUCACAAGAACCUUGCUAGAUUCAAGGCCAGACACUACUACUACGACCUCAUUAGUAGUACUCAUGGCACAUAUGGAUGGGUCAGUCUUGUACAGAAAUUUGCAAGGAUGGAUUUUAACAUGCUUCAAUUCUUAUAUCACCAAGAACUCCUUCAGAUUUUUAAGUGGUGGGAAGAGCUGGGUCUAUCACAAGAGUUGAAGUUUGCUAGAGACCAACCACUAAAAUGGUAUUUGUGGUCCAUCACAGCUCUCCCAGAACCAAAGCACUCCCAGCUAAGAUUGGAGCUCACAAAACCCAUCUCACUUGUCUAUAUAAUUGAUGACAUUUUCGACGUUUAUGGGACACUCGAUGAACUCAUUCUCUUCACUGAAGCAGUAAACAAAUGGGAGACUACCACCAUCAAGGAACUGCCAGAAUACAUGAAGAUUUGUUUCAAAGCUCUUGACAGCAUCACCAAUGAAAUAAGUGAUAAAGUCCUUAAAGAACAUGGGUGGAACCCCAUCACCACCCUGCAGAAAGCGUGGGCAAGCCUUUGUGAUGCAUUUCUAAUUGAAGCCAAAUGGUUUGGGUCUAAGCUGGUGCCUAAGUCAAAGGAGUACCUGGAGAAUGGAGUAAUAAGUUCAGGAGUGCCUCUGGUUUUAGCUCAUUUGUUCUUUCUACUGGGCCAAGGUCUAACCCAGGAGAGUGUACUAUAUUGUGUGGAACACAACCCACCACUCAUAUCUUGCACAGCAACAAUUCUUCGUCUAUGGGAUGACUUGGGAAGUGCCAAGGAUGAGAAGCAAGAAGGACACGAUGGAUCUUAUAUAGAAUGUUACAUGAAAGAACAAGAGGGGGGUUCUUCAAUUGGAAGUGCAAAAGAUCAUGUGUUUGGAAUGAUUUCAGAUUCUUGGAAGCAACUCAAUAGAGAAUGCAUUUCAAAAAACCAUUUCUCACCCUCCUUCAAAAGGGCCUCACUUAAUAUUGCGAGGAUGGUUCCUUUGAUGUACAGUUACAAUGACAAUCAAAACCAUUCAAUCCUUGAGGAGUAUAUCAACUCACUGCUCAGCGAAAGUGUUCCUUUCUAAU
This is a messenger RNA of Telopea speciosissima, 1708 nucleotides long. RefSeq names its product (3S,6E)-nerolidol synthase 1-like. The coding region runs from base 1 to 1707 and encodes 568 amino acids. Gene Ontology annotation, molecular function: magnesium ion binding; terpene synthase activity. Gene Ontology annotation, biological process: diterpenoid biosynthetic process. The record is from RefSeq and is a predicted model, not a curated record. Lineage: Eukaryota; Viridiplantae; Streptophyta; Magnoliopsida; Proteales; Proteaceae. The transcript is spliced from 7 exons.